AUACAUUGUCCCGAGCGUUUCGUCGCACUAGUUUUAAGUUUUAACGUUUGCGAAGCGACGUUUCGACUAAAAUCAAUCGUUCGAUCGAGCCGGGCGACGCAGUCAUCCCCGCAGACACCCUGCUCGUCGCGGUGUUAGUGUGCCAAAUUUUCGCGAAAACAACUCUUGUUUGUCUCAGGUUUUUUAGUUGAUAGAGCGGUCGAAUAUCGACAGGAUGGGAGCUAAAGGCAGUGUGGAGGCGGCCAAAAUCAACGCUCAAAAUUGGAGCAAUUUUGAGCACAACCAUCCGAAGCAGUUUGCCGGCCACCAUCAGCGAUCACAGUCGCUGAACAGGGGAGUCCGUGAACAGUGGAGUGGCCGAGGAGCAGAUUUUGGCGGUGGUGACAUGUGGUGACAGCAACGGUGCCAGUGCCCUGCAGGGUCUUCACAGUGCCAAGGCAUGGGCAACAAGUUGAGUUGCUCCUGCGCUCCGCUCAUUAGAAAGGCAUACCGAUAUGAGGAUUCGCCUUGGCAGACUUCUAGAAGACGUGACGGACAUCUCCUCAGGUUAUGGGCGGAGGUAUUUCAUGUAUCAGCAAGCGGUGCCGGUACAGUAAAAUGGCAGCAAGUGAGCGAAGACUUGGUGCCAGUCAACAUAACUUGUAUUCAGGAUUCGCCUGAAUGUGUUUUUCAUAUCACGGCCUAUAAUUCGCAGGUUGACAAAAUUUUGGACGUCCGGCUAGUGCAACCUGGCACUAGAAUAGGACAAGCUUCGGAAUGUUUUGUUUACUGGAAAGAUCCCAUGACCAACGACACUUGGGGUUUAAAUUUUACAUCGCCUAUUGACGCCAAACAAUUUCGUGAAUGCUGUUCACCCUCAUUCAAAUUUUCACGCAAAGCUUCCUCUUCGUACUCGCUGAAACUCGAGCCACCGGGAAAGCAAAAGUUCAAGCAGAAGAGGAAACCGCUCAGCACACCGGCCUCGCCAUCGAGGGCUUCCAGAGAGCCGCAAUGCACUUGCAUGACUGCAGAGCAGUACGCUAGGUUGCGGGCGCAAGAUCCACGAUAUCGAGGGUCUUCAACUUUACCAAGAAGCACCAGAGUUUCCGAUACCGAAGGUAGGACCGAAAAAAUAGCUGCUGCCACUUCAUCUACUAGUCUUUACGAUAAUGUUACCAAUACACAGGGUGGAAUUACACAGGGUGGAAAAGGUACUCAACGGGAGGGAAGUCAAACCAGACAAACUCGCGAUCGUGGUAUUCAGCCACAGUCGGAUACUAGCACUAUGACUACAAAUACUUCUACUGCACCUAAGACUGUUACAGCAUCUGUGGGAACUGAAAAUAAUAUAGGAUCAAAGGUUAGUCAGACCGAAACUCAAUCACAGACAAUCGAAUCGCAAAAGUCGGAAAGCACUCAGGCAGGAGGAGCAUUGCCACCGACAACAAAAUCAUCGUCUACGUCUACCAGGCCGCCUCUAAGAGAGAAUAUGCAUCACGUUUUGACUAAUACAAAAUCAAUAGAUUAUUCCGAAAUUGAUAUGAUCAGGGAUGCGGAAUACCGUGCGAGCCACCAACAAAACAACUUAAGCAAUACACUUCAAAGCAAAAGAAAUAAAUCAAAGAGUACCGAAGAUAUGAAUAGGGAGAAUGGAAUAAGUUUGGAUAGUAAUACCCUCAAGCGCAUGCUCAAACCGAUGCCAAGUCAAGAAAGUCCAGUGACAUCUCCCGAAUUAGGCAGGCGACGCUAUCAUUAUUACAAUUCUCAUCAUCCAUCGAGACAAUCUAGCGGAAAUGGACGACAUUCAGAAUCGGAAACUGGUCAUCCUCAUCCUAGAUCUGCAAUGGCAAAGUUUUCAGGAUCCAGAUCUUCACACGAAAUAGGAAGAAGUUAUCCGGGAAAGGGCGGUUUAUAUUUAGAUCUGGAACGUGGAGUAACUGGAGACACGUCUCCUCCUUCUGACAAUAUUAUUUUCGAUAAUCAGUGUUACGCCACGACACCUAGUUCCAGUAACGGGAAUUCUGAUCCGGAACAAACAAAUCAGCAUUACGGAAGACGUCAUUUCCGUCACCAGAACUCCAAUAUCACUCCAACACCGGGUUCUCCUACCAGUAGGCUCCUAUUAGAAUACGAAAUGCAUCUUAGAAACACAUUAGCCAAAGGGAUGGAUGCUGAAAGUUAUAGCCUUCAUACGUUUGAGGCUCUACUCACACAAAGUAUGGAAAAUUUAGAAUUUGCUGAAAGUCUUCCCGGCUCUACACAAAGGAGUCCAUAUCCUUCCAGAAAAAGACCAGCUUCCAGUGCUUCUAUGAAUAAAUCGUCGACACUUCCAUUUAAUCACCGUAUGGCUUUAAGAGAACGUGAUCGCGACAGAGAUGGAUACUAUAGCGAUAGAAACGAAUUGCUCAGGGAAAGAGAAAAGGAGAGAGAAAGAGAACGUGGAUAUAUGAGUGAUCAUAAUUCAAGUUUCAGUUCUCGUUGUGCAUCAUGCAUUGGCGAGUCAAGUCGGGCCCAAUGGUUCCGCCACUCGGACGGUUGGAAAUCCGGAAGUUCAACUUUCAGCUCGUCACAAGGACCGGUGGUCACCGGACACAAGAGGUCACCUUGGGAUUCGUUGCCAUCCUUGCGUCAAGACAGUAGUAUGAACGACAGCGGAUACAAAAGUAAUAGGGCAGAUAGUUUUGAGCAGAGAGGCAUGUUCGAUCGCCAAGACAGUUUGAGGUCAGAUUACAUGAGUGACAGAGAGUCGACCAGAUAUGGAAUUGUUCAACAAGCAUCAAUCGAGAGUGCGGAUUCCAGAUUGUGCUAUUUGACAUCAUCCGAGAUUUCCGACGAUGAUCGUAUGUCGUUAACAACGGCGGUGUCCGACGAAGACGAUGGCGAAAGCGUUAUGAACUCGCCGUACAAAGCCAAACAAACUGGUACAGCGGCCGCAUCGUUCAAUUGUACGGGCGCGGUGAGGAAAGCCGGAUUCCUGAGCGUAAAGAAGUGGCUCCUACGCAAGAAACAUCAAAUCGAACUGGCCCGUAAACGCGGUUGGAAGGGCUACUGGGUGUGCUUGAAGGGCACCACGCUGUUAUUUUACCCGUGCGACUCGAGGGAGGGCAGGAGUGUGGAGGCUGCCCCCAAACACCUCAUUAUCGUGGAUGGGGCCAUUAUGCAGCCCAUCCCCGAACACCCCAAACGAGACUUUAUUUUCUGUCUGAGCACAGCGUUCGGUGACGCUUAUCUAUUCCAAGCACCGUGUCAGAUUGAACUAGAAAAUUGGGUCAACAGUAUCCAUAGUGCAUGUGCAGCUGCAUUUGCUCGGCACAGAGGAAAAACAGGGACUCUGCAUUUGCUACAAGAAGAAAUAUUUCGAUUGGAAAAAGCGAUAGAAACGGAUUAUAAACUUAAGCAUAUGGCAGAAAUGCAGCAAUCUGUAGUGGCUGAAUUGGAGGCUCGACAGCAAUUAGCAAAUCAAGUGCUCCAAUGGGAGGAAAACUUGGAACGAUUACAUUGUGAGCAGUUCCGAUUACGUUGUUAUAUGGCCAGUCUUCAAAGUGGCGAACUUCCAAAUCCUAAAUCUUUACUGACCCACGUUUCGAGAGCAACGAAGAACACCCUUAAUAAAUUAGGAGUGUUUACUGUAUCCUCGUUCCACGCUUUUAUUUGCGCUCGGAGCCCAUCCCUCCUAAAUAAUCUCCUGGCAGGAAGGGGAGCCACUAAGAGGCGACCUCCUCUCCUCUCCAGAUCAAACAGCGGCUCGAGUAGAAGGUCGUUACAGAUCAACUCACGAGAUGAAUCAGAGAAGACCGUCAAAGUUAGCUUACCAGAUCAGGCCAGUACCACCGUGUACGUACGCGAAUCCAUGUCGGUAGAAGAGUUUUUAGCUAGUGCUUGUGCUAGGAAAAACUUGAACGCUUCGGAACAUUUUAUUCGAGUGAAAAAAAGAAAGGACAUGGAGGAUCAUAAUUAUUUUGUCCCUCACCGUAGUGACCUUAUUGAAACAUACCUGCAUACGCACGAAGUUGUUGAAGUUUGCGCUAAAAUUCUAUACCAAGUCGAAUUAUCUCGUAGUACUUUGGAGCAAAUGUGGGGCUUCAGCGUAGAGGCGGAAUUAGUGGAGAACGCGGAUCGUCAAGACGAACUCUGCUGUUACGUCAGCAGGGUGGAAGAUAAAAGCGUCGCAAUGCAAAAUGGUAUAAUUAAAGGAGACGAAAUCAUGGUUAUCAAUGGAGCUAUCGUAUCAGAUCUAGAUAUGAUGUAUUUGGAGAGCGUCCUACAGGAAGAGCUAUCAUUAUGCAUGAUGAUGCGCUCAUCGCGAACAGAACCACCCGAUAUGGCUGGAAUUUUAAGAGCUACAGACGAUAUUAUAGAAAGUUUGGUAUGUCCCCCUCCACCUUCUGAACCUCCAGCCAUCAGUGAAGAAAUGAUAUCGGGUCUAAUUGUUCCUGCACCUGGAAAAGAUAGAUAUUCUACGGAUUCUGAAAAUCAAUCAUCACUGACAGAUUCCGGAAUUAAAGUGUCCUCCAGAACUAAUUCGUUUGAAAUUGAAAACUUAUUAAAAAGCGCCGAACAGGUAACAGGAUUUUGCCGAUCGCCCGUGGAAAGUAGAAAACAAAGUAGUCCGACUGGAAGCAUAGUUAGCAAUACCUCGCAAGUAAUUUUGACACCUUCCAGACAACUCUCUGACGGAGAAAAGUUAAGAAAAGUGAUUUUAGAACUCGUCGAUACUGAGAAAGCAUACGUUAAGCAUUUAAACAAUUUAUUAGAAAACUAUCUCGAACCCUUGAAGAAAGAGACUUUCCUAUCUAGUGCCGAGAUUAAUGCUCUUUUUGGGAACAUUCAGGAAAUCGUUGCCUUUCAAAGACAGUUUCUUCAUAACCUCGAAGAAGCUAUUGAACUCGAACCCGAUUUUCACAAAUACGAAUACCCAGGCCAAUUUAAAAAUGUAUUAUUUGCGAUCGGAAGCGCCUUUUUGUACUACGUUAAUCACUUUAAGCUUUACAGUUCGUUUUGUGCCAGUCAUAGUAAAGCUCAGAAAGUACUACAUCCAAACGAAGGAAAUCAAGCACUUCAAGAAUUUUUAAUUGCUAGAAAUCCCAGGCAACAGCAUUCCUCAACUUUAGAGUCGUACUUAAUUAAACCAAUUCAAAGAAUAUUGAAAUACCCCUUGCUCUUGCAACAACUUAGGAACUUGACUGACUCAAACACCGACGAGCAUCAGCACUUAGUUGAUGCUCUGAAAGGAAUGGAAAAAGUUGCAGAACAUAUAAAUGAAAUGCAACGGAUACAUGAAGAAUACGGUGCUAUAUUUGAUCAUUUAUUCCGACAGCAUCAAAAGUCUUGUAAACAGUCUAUAGACCUCAGCCCUGGCGACCUACUUUAUUAUGGCGGCGUGGAAUGGCUAAAUAUUUCGGACUUUCUGGGAAAAAUCAAGAAAGGUUUAGAACUACAUGCGAUGUGUUUUGUAUUCAAAACAGCUGUUGUCUUCCUAUGUAAAGAAAGGCUUCGCCAAAAGAAGAAAUUAAUGGGGGUGGCUAAUAAAGGACCGUCUUCAGAAGUAGAAAUUAUCAGAUAUCAAGUACUUAUUCCGGUGACAGAAGUACAAGUUAGAGCUUCCUCGGCCAAGGAUAUGGACUCUCAUUUCUUGUGGGAGUUGAUUCACUUAAGAAGUCAAUUGCAAAGGCGAUCUGAGAAAAUUUAUGUUUUGUCAAAUAGUACCGGCGAAUUUCGUAAUGCCUUCUUAAAAACAAUACGACAAAUAAUCAGGGAAUCUGUUAGAAAUAUGUCGAUACCAUCAACUAAACCAGGUACAGGUCCUGGCAUAUUGUUAGUUACAGGACACAAAACAGACCAUAUGAACAGUCAAACGCUUGAAAGACCAAAACAGCACGUAGUGAUUCAAGGGUCCCAUACGCUUGGAAAAACAAGAAAAACACACAAAUCCCAGAGACACUCUGCUGGAAAUAUCGAUUAUGACAAUAUGAAUCAGGAAACUGACGAAUCUUCGGGGAGUUUUAGAAACAGAAGUAAAACAGUUGGUGAUUCAGCAGAUGCUCCAAAACAAAAAAUGGUAAAUCAUGAAAAAACUGAGUCCGGAGCCAAAUCAGAAGGUGAAGAAGAUUCACAAACGGGCAGUAUUAAAGCUAAAGCUACUUUAGGUAGAACACCAAAUCAUCUUACUUUAAGCACUACAUCAACUCUUUCGGCAGGAAGCACAGGAAGUCAGGCACGUCUAAUUCAGUCGUCUCACCCUCCCGAAACCUUUCACCCCAUACAAAUGGAAGAGCUGGGAUCUCCCAUAUGGAAACCAAGAGAAAAUAACUUCGAACAAACUUCGACGACCCUUCCGAGGAAGAAUCGGCCCGAUCAGUGCUCCCUGAGCGCGUCCCGCAAAUCCCUAGUGGAAACGUCGAGCGGCGGACUGGAAGUGCAUAAUGCCUAUGCACAACAAUAGCGACCUAUAUAAAUUAGUACAUCCCUUUGGGGGUAACAUACCAAAACUAUUAUACCAAAGCUUAUUUUAUACGCUAGAUGCAAGAAUUGAAUUCAAUUUAGAACAUUUCGAGUUACUUCAAUUUGCCAAUGGCAGUCUGCAGUGUUGUGGCGUUUUAUUUUCUCCUAUAUUUAAGAGACCUUCUUUUUGAACUAGAAAAUUUUUUGAAAAAGAAAUAAUCAAGUUUUUAGACUAUCAAGUAUCACAGUUAUUGAUAUAGACUUAUGUAUUUGUUAUGCGGCCAAUACACGUCGAACUUCCAAUACUCCACUACCGAAUAUUACAAUACAUCUAUCUACCCUGUGUUUCAUAGAAUUAAUAUUCUGUAGUAUUUUCUAUGCUAUGUUGAAUCGUCGACCUAAGCAUAAAAAAUCCCAUGUAUAUUUUAAAAAAUCCGAUGAAUAUUUUAAAUAUUUAAUUCAUUUCCAUAUAUUAUUUCAUGAUGAUCCAUAUUAUUUUUUAUAUUUACAGUAUUUAAUACCUGUUCUUGUUGGGAUUGUUCCUUUUACACCAUUCAGUUCAUUCAGAACCUCGCAAUUAGUGCAAUAAAUUAGUGGUUUCAAUUAGCGUUGAAGUGUGUUCCUUUA
Molecule: messenger RNA, 7047 nt
Organism: Sitophilus oryzae (rice weevil)
Lineage: Eukaryota; Metazoa; Arthropoda; Insecta; Coleoptera; Curculionidae
Product: protein still life, isoform SIF type 1
Exons: 37
Coding region: 440-6421 (1993 amino acids)
Biological process (GO): small GTPase-mediated signal transduction; positive regulation of axonogenesis; activation of GTPase activity
Cellular component (GO): synapse; membrane
Molecular function (GO): protein binding; guanyl-nucleotide exchange factor activity
Source: RefSeq, a predicted model, not a curated record